Molecule: messenger RNA, 2238 nt
Organism: Cryptomeria japonica (Japanese cedar)
Lineage: Eukaryota; Viridiplantae; Streptophyta; Pinopsida; Cupressales; Cupressaceae
Exons: 1
Coding region: 1008-1958 (316 amino acids)
Source: RefSeq, a predicted model, not a curated record
UGCGUUCGUCAACGUUAAUCGAAAAGAAAGGAAUUUGAAAUCGUCAAAAUUGUCCGCAGAUCGAUAAUAUAUAGAGGAAAAAACAAAUAGGAUCGAUAUCAGAUCUGAGAGAACAAGGAGAUUGAGUUUUUGAGUGUAAUGGUGGUGUCAGAUUUCAGUGGAAAUCGAAGGUCUGGCGUUGGCGAGCUUAUCGAGAGAAAUUGGAAAAGAUAAAUGAGUGAAACUGAUGAAAUCUUGGAGGUGAUGAGCUUUUUAAGUUUUUUGAUCUAUUUGCAAAAGAAAUAGUAAAGAUUGGGAUGGUAACAGGGUCUGUGUUCAGUAAAUGGACUGGUUUGUAAUGAGUAGCUGAUGAAAACAUAAGCUUUGGCUUGUUUUUCUUCAGUGGAAAUAUAUUAUUGAGAAAGAGCUUUUCUUCAGAGGAUUAAAAAAUUUUGAGAAAGAGCUUUUCUUCAAAGGAUUUAAAUUUAUCGAGAAAGAAAAACAGAAAGAGUUUUUCAAAGGAUUUAAAUUUGUUGAGAAAAGUUUCAGAGGAUUUAGAAAGAGUUUUUUUUUUGGGACUGUUUGCGAGAAGUUUUUUUCUAGACUUUAAAUUUUAAAUUUGUCGCCGGAAGUUUUUUUUUCAGACAAUUUAAAUUUGUUGAGAAAGAGCUUCAGAGGAUUUAAAUUUGUUGAGAACGGUUUCAGAGGUUUUAAAUUUAAAUUUGUUGAGAAAGAGUUUUUCUCGGACGAUUUAUAUUUAAAUUUAUUGGAAAAACAGAAAUUUCAGAUCAAUUAUAUUUGUUGAGAAAGAGCUUCAGAGGAUUUAAAUUUGUUGAGAAAAGUUUCAGCAAAUUUAAAUUUAAAUUUGUUAAGAAAGAGUUUUUUCUCCAAACAUUUAAAGUUUUUGAGAAGAGUUUUUCUUCGGACGAUUCAAAUCUCUUGAGAAAGUUGAGAAAGAGCUUUUCUUCAGAGGAUUUAAAUCUGUUGAGAAAGAGAAAAGUUACAGAGGCAGGAUUUGUUAAAAAAGGAUGACCGAAGCAACACCGUCGUGCUUGUGCAUUGCUAGGAUUUGUAAUCCAAAAAGGAGCAAGAAAAACAAAGAAGACGAAGAUAAUGGAACUCACAGUGAGCAGAGUCCGAAGAACAGCAAGAAACACAAAGAAGGCGAAGAUAACAGCUUAAAGAGUCACCAGAACCUGGUUGCCUCAACAUACAGAGCCAAAUUCGGCGGCCAUUGCCGCGAUAUAACAGUAACCUGGUCCAAGAACACAAUUGGACAAGAUCUUUGCGUUUCAGUCGGUGACAAGGAGAACCAAUCAAGCUGCAAGGUUCAUUUGAGGCCGUGGUGUGUGUGGCGAAAGCGCGGAUCGAAACGCCUGCGGGUCGACGAAUCAAGGAGCGCUGAUGUCCUCUGGGAUUUAUCCGCGGCAAAAUUUUGUUCCGGACCAGAGCCGAGAGACAACUAUUAUGUCGCCGUGGUGAGUAAUAACCAGGCGGUUCUGUUACUGGGCGACAUGAACGAAGCGGCCUGCAAGGCCGCUAGGGUUAAGCGCUCUGAAGACGAUCCGGCGGUUCUGUUGUCCAGAAAAGAGCAUGUUUUGGGGAAGAGAUGCUUUGCAACCAGGGCAGAGUUUGGGAUCAGCGGGCAGUCACAUGAGGUCGCCAUUGAAUAUCAGAUGAAAGGAUCCAGUGAACCGGCUCUGUUCAUCCGGAUCGAUCAAGAGCUCGUCAUUGAAGUGAAACAACUGGUGUGGAAAUUCAGGGGGAACGAUACGAUUUAUGUUGCAGGGUCGCCGGUUCAAAUCCUGUGGGAUGUUCAUGACUGGCUUUUUAGCCCUGGUUUGGGCCAUGGUAUGUUUCUUUUCACGCCGGUUCAGAACAAGAUUGAUAAAAUGGAGUGUGCUCUGAAUUCUGAGGAUGGAGCAAUCUGUAGUCCGAAACAGUUCUGUCACAUGCUUUAUGCAUGGAAAUCUGAUUGAGUUCCGGAUUUUUACCUGUGUCUGGAUUGUUUGUUUAUCUCCAUUCUUUUGCAGCCUCUGCUUGAGCUUCUUCGCCCUGUAAUGUCUGCCAUGAUUUCGAUGAUUCUGAAGAACUUGUUUUGUUGAGGGAAGAAAUUGAAGAGAAGGCUGAUGCAGAAAUUCAGAUGAGGUAAAUGUAUUAUAGUGACCAAGAUCUUUUCCCACAUUUAAUCCGUUUGAAUGUAUCAUGGGGGCCAAGAUCUUGGCCAAAUUCUCAUUGUUUUAGUUUAAGAUUUCACUU